This is a messenger RNA of Pelmatolapia mariae (spotted tilapia), 7082 nucleotides long. It is a transcript of the gene stxbp5l, whose product is annotated as syntaxin binding protein 5L. NCBI's taxonomy places the organism in Eukaryota, Metazoa, Chordata, Actinopteri, Cichliformes, Cichlidae. The record is from RefSeq and is a predicted model, not a curated record. Gene Ontology annotation, biological process: regulation of exocytosis; regulation of protein secretion. Bases 843 to 4601 code for a protein of 1252 amino acids. Gene Ontology annotation, cellular component: SNARE complex; plasma membrane; cytoplasm. The transcript has 29 exons. Gene Ontology annotation, molecular function: GTPase activator activity; syntaxin binding; myosin II binding.
GUGGGUGGGGGCGGGGCUGCUGGUGGUGGUGGUGUUUCAGCACCGCGGACAGCUCCUGUCUCUGGUCUCUGGGCUGCAGGGAGAAACAGCUGGACGAGACUACACACCGCUUCACUUCGAUCCACAGACCGCCCCGAGCCCGCCCCACGCGAUCCACGCGAGAACAGGCUGUCCGUGUUUCUCCUCCGGUCUGACUGCUGUGUUCUGUGGCCUCGCUGAGGACUCCAACCUCGGUUAACUGCAUCGCCUCUGCGCCUUCCGUCCGCUGGCUCCUCUCCUCUUCCUGUUGUUGGCGGCCACGGUGUUGUGGGGUUUUCGGGGAGGGCGGGGCGGAGGAGCAAAGUUCACUUCUUCUUUGCUCUGAUUAUUUUUGGUGUCGUGCACCUGUGUGUGACAUGUGCGUGUGCACGCCGCCGCUCGCUGCCCGGGUUCGUCUGCAGGCUCGGGAGCGCAUGUUCCUCCGGGAUGCAGAAGAAGAAGUUGUGUAGUUCCUCUCGCGCUCUGCUGUGAGACAGGUGUGCUGCAUCUGCAACGUUGGCUGGGAUCCUCGCAGCAGAGUGCCACGGACUCGCUCGUUUCACGUGGACAAACGUCAGAGAGCACGAUGAGGAGCCUCUGUGACUUUUUAAAUUGCACCUAAGAGAGAGAGAGAGAGAGACGGGGGUGGGGGUCCCUGUUAGUGCCCCGGCACUGCUGCAGGAACACACGCUUUGUUUCUUUAGCUGCUUAAACCGCUGGGAUCGCGCGUGACAGUGGACACUCGGACAGCGCAGAGAGCACCGCUGUGCCGCUCACCUCUUUACCCCUAACCUGAAAACAGAGCCCGACACGCGGGGAACGAAAUGAAGAAGUUCCGGAAGGUGCUGGACGGCCUGACCACCUCCUCCCCGGGAGCCACUGUGGGCUCUCCGUCGUGCGGCAGCGCGGCCGGGACUCCCACGACGGCUCCAACUCCGAAGGAGAUCGACGUCCAGGAGACGCUGGUGUCGGAAAACUUCCAGCUGUGUAAGACGGUGCGUCAUGGUUUCCCUUACCAGCCCACCGCUUUGGCCUUUGACCCCGUGCAGAAGAUCCUGGCCAUCGGUUCGAGAUCUGGUGGAGUACGAAUACUGGGCCGACCUGGGGUGGACUGCUACUGUCAGCAUGAGAGCGGAGCUGCUGUUCUUCAGCUGCAGUUUCUCAUCAAUGAGGGGGCGCUGGUCUCAGCCUGUGCAGACGACACGUUGCACUUGUGGAAUCUGCGCCAGAGGCGGCCGGCCAUCCUGCAUUCACUCAAGUUUAACAGAGAGAGGAUCACAUUUUGCCACCUGCCCUUUCAGAGUAAAUGGCUGUAUGUGGGGACGGAGCGCGGGAACACACACAUCGUCAACAUCGAGUCCUUCAUUUUGUCCGGAUACGUCAUCAUGUGGAACAAGGCCAUCGAACUAUCAACUAAAACUCACCCAGGACCAGUCGUUCAUUUGAGUGACAGCCCAAAGGAUGAAGGAAAGCUGCUUAUAGGGUUUGAGAGCGGGACGAUCGUGCAGUGGGACCUCCGGGGCAAGAAGGCUGACUUCAGGAUCUACUACGAUGAGGCCAUCCACUCUGUCAGCUGGCAUCACGAAGGGAAGCAGUUCAUGUGCAGUCACUCGGACGGCAGCCUGACGCUGUGGAACCUCAGAAACACCACCAAGCCAUUCCAGGUCACCUUCCCUCACGGAAAGAUACAGAAGGAUGCGAGGAAGGAGUCGUGCAAACCUAUUCUCAAAGUGGAAUACAAGACCUGCAGGAACAGUGAGCCUUUUGUUAUCUUCUCUGGGGGUCUUUCAUAUGACAAGGCGGGACGACGGCCGGCACUGACGAUCAUGCACGGCAAGGCCAUCACUGUGCUGGAGAUGGAUUACCCCAUAGUAGAGUUCAUGGUGCUGUGCGAGACUCCUUACAACAACGAGGUCCAGGAGCCUUACGCUGUGGUCGUGCUUUUGGAGAAAGACUUAAUCGUGGUGGAUCUAACACAGAGCAACUACCCCGUCUUUGAGAACCCGUACCCCAUGGACAUCCAUGAGUCGCCAGUGACCUGCACGGCCUAUUUCGCAGACUGUCCACCAGACAUCAUCCCCAUCCUCUACUCCAUAGGAGCGAAACACAAGAAGACUGGCUACAGCCAGAAGGAGUGGCCAAUCAGUGGAGGGACCUGGACAUUAGGCUCCCACACUUAUCCAGAGAUCAUCAUCACGGGGCAUGCUGACGGAUCGAUUAAGUUUUGGGACGCAUCUGCAAUCACGCUGCAGAUGUUGUACAAGAUGAAGACCUCCAAAGUGUUCGAGAAGCCAAAGCCAGGCGAGGGCCGCGCCACCGAGCUGGUGGAAGAAGACCCGUUUGCUAUUCAGAUGGUCAGCUGGUGCCCUCAGAGUCGCAUCUUCUGCGUGGUCGGCAUCUCAGCUCACAUCAUCCUCUAUCGUUUCAGCAAAUAUGAUGCCAACACUCAGAUAGUGUCUCUAGAGGUGCGUCUGCAGUGUGACUCGGAGGACGUCAUCUCUCCAUCAGAGAAUGAAAACAAUCCCAGCUUCUCAGAGCCCGGCUCCCACUCACCCCAACCGCACCAUCACCACCAACACCCAGCCAGCCCAGGCAGCAGGACACCAGAGGGCAUCAAAGACAGCAUCCCCUGCCUCAAGGUGAAGGACCGGGCAGUCCGGGUUCCUCCUGGCUACCAGUCAGAGUUGGUCAUCCAGCUCCUCUGGGUAGAUGGUGAACCUCCACAGCAGAUCACCAGCCUGGACAUCAACUCAGCCUACGGCCUCCUGGCGUUCGGGAAUUGUAACGGCCUGGCGGUGGUGGACUACUUGCAAAAAACUGUCAUAUUAUGUAUGUCGACACUGGAUCUGUACGGAAGCACCGACCCCUACCAGCGCCUUACCCGUUCCCCCCGCAGGAACAGGCAGUCCACCUCAGAGUUUUGCAUGCGCGGCCUGUCUAACUUUUAUUCAGAUUCAAAGAAAAGGAUCCGUACAUCCUAUCAGAGCCUUACUGAACUCACUGACAACCAGCAGUCGAUUGACAUGGAGAGGAGCAAGUCGCCCACUUCAGUUCAUUACCCAACCUCCCUUCACAAUGACCCCCGCGUCCUGCCAGAGCCUGUGGCCAGUCUGAGAGCCAGCCACUGCAGUCCAGUCUUUUACUUACUGGAUAAUGAUCAUGUCAAUGGACAUUGCACUAGCCCCACCUCCCAGCCCUGCUCAGCGGGGAAGCCUCGCAUUCCGAUGGGUCCCGAGGGGCCACGGCUUACCCGCAGAGGCCCUGGCCGACCGCCCUUCCGCAAGGCCCAGUCCGCUGCUUGCAUGGAGAUCUCUUUGCCUGUGUCCCACACUGAAGGGCAUGCAUCCAGGAGGGCAAUGCUCCAGCAGUUACACGGAGUCACUAUGUACUCCCACGAUGAGCACCACAGCACCACCUCCUACUGCUGGAGUGACCGAGAGAGUCGUGAAAACUCCUUCACCCGCUCGCGCAGUUCCAGCGUUUCCAGCAUCGACCGCGACACCAAAGAGGCCGUCACCACGCUGCAGUUCGGAGAGUCGUACGGGCGCAAGAACGAUGUCCUGCCCACCCCGUGUCUGUGGGUGGGCACUAGCUUAGGCGUGGUGCUGCUCAUCCCCAUGUCCAUCCCCACUGAUCAGGAGGAAAGGAUGGAAGAGCCUGUCACAAUGGGCGUAAGUGGAGCGGUGCUGAUGCUGAAGGGCUCUGUGUUACGCUUCAGCUUCUUGGACUGCAUGGGAGCUCUCAUUCAGACCCCCUACGAGGUUUGGCGGGACCACAACGCCCCCGAGGACCCCGACCGACCGCGGAGGCGCAAGCUGGUCCACUUUUCGCCGUCGUCCUCCCAGGACGCCUGCGGAGACGGACACUUGGCUGUGGUGUGCUCUGAGAGGCAGGCCAAAGUGUUCCUGAUGCCCUCGCAGUCUUGCCUGUUUGUCCACAACAUCACAGAGUCGUCCUUUGUGCUGAGGGCUGACGUGGUGUCUGUGUGUAACAGCGUGUGCCUCGCCUGCUUCUGUGCAAACGGACACGUCAUGACGCUCAGUCUGCCCAGCUUAAGACCUCUCAUGGAUGUCAAUUACCUGCCUCUGACAGACAUGCGCAUUGCAAGAACCUUUUACUUCACCAAUGGGGGGCAGGCACUGUAUCUCAGCUCCCCCACAGAGAUCCAGAGAAUUACAUACAGCCAGGAGAUGUGUGAUAACCUGCAGGAAAUGCUGGGAGAGCUGUUUACACCAAUAGAAACACCAGAAGCCCAGAACCGAGGAUUUUUAAAAGGCUUCUUUGGAGGAAAUGCCCACACCUUUGACAGAGAAGAGCUCUUCGGCGAGGCUGCGGCUGGGAAGGCUUCUCGGAGUCUUGCGCAGCACAUCCCUGGACAGGGAGGAGUGGAGGGCAUGAAGGUCGCCGCUAGUGGAGCGGUGGGCGAGCUGGCGAGGGCGCGCAUUGCUCUGGAUGAGAGAGGCCAGAGGCUGGGGGAGCUGGAGGAGCGCACCGCCCUAAUGAUGACUAGUGCAGAAGUCUUCUCCAAGCACGCUCAUGAGCUGAUGCUGAAGUGCAAGGACAAGAAGUGGUACCAGUUCUAAUAGCAGGACGGAGGCCUCGGUCUGCCCUCAUGCUGCUGGGAACGAUAUGCCGCGACGGGACUUUCACUUCAAAAAUGAAAGCAUUCAAAGAGAGGCACAGUGACUUUGUCUUUAUGGCUUCUGGCUUGGCUUCAUGCACACACUGUCACAUCGCUGAGUGAUGAGGACGGGCUAGUUCCCCGUCUAGACCUGCAGCGAGAAGGACGGUGAGGAGAUGGCGGCAUUUGAAGGUCUGAAGAUGGAACUGGAAGUGUCUGAGUGUGUGUGUGUGUGUGUGUGUGUGUGUGUGUGUGUGUGUGUGUGUGUGUGUGUGUGUGUGUGUGUGUGUGUGUGUGUGUGGUUUUUCUGGACCUUACUGUGUAGAUAGUCAAAAACUAAGAAACCAACAAGAAAUGCAUGAAACAGCAAUGAAUGACUAAAAAUAUACAACUGCCAUAUUAAAAAGCAGCAUGCUACUUUAACAUGAGAGUCAAACAUAAAAAGACGUUUUAUUUAUGAUGUAAGCCAACAACACAAAUUAUGAAAAACUUUCUAUUUUUUGAGAUAUUAACAAAAAAUGAUAUAUAAAAAGGGAAAUGUAUACCUGCAUUGCUACUAAGCCAAAAGUUGUGUUACUUUCCCUUUUUUUAAUGUUUCUUUUUCUUUUUACUCCUUAGUCUCAGCUCAUAUUACUUCACACACUAUAUAUAACAAACGCACACAGUUAACUUUGUCUACACACACUUAAAAACCGCUAAAACGUUGUUCGUACUCUGGGCUGCACAGUGCAAAUGAAAUAUAAAUCAGUUGUAUUAACACUCAGCUCUCAGCAAUCUAGUUCCACUUUUCAGCUGCUGCAACUUACAAACCCGUGAAAUGAACAUGAGGGAAGACGUGGGUGUGGGAGCGUAUUGUGGUCAGUGUGUUUAUAUCUAUACUACAAACUUACAUUCACGUGCCAUAAAAACCACGGAGGAGCUGAUCCACGGGUUUCCUGUGGCUCACAGCAGAGGAGAACGGUGACCGUGGCGGGCGUUUCUCAAAUGAAAAUAUGAAGGUGUGUUUUAGUUGUCCCCGAUCUUUGAGUCUAUCGCUGCCUUCGUCAGACGUUAGGUCACGUGUGCAGGUGUGAGUGAGGCAGAAAGAGAACCACAACCUGGACCCUCCCUCAGCCAGAGCAUCCAACGUGAACGACACCCUCGCAUCUCUCUCCACCUCGCUCUGCAGUUUGUGCAUUCUGGUGUGCAACCCGAGCAGUCGUCUUUUCAUAAUGACAGGCAGUACUCGUGGUGAUUGUCAGCGUCUUUGUGAUGGGAACAUGAAGAGGAGUUGUUUGUCAGUAAGCGGUUCGGGAGAAGUAACAGUUUUUUCCAGUGAUGUUCAGCCGUCGAGUACGUGAAAAAAAAAAUGAAGGCGUUCGUUUGGUUUUGGUUUCUUUUCCUUUCGAUAUCGUUCUUGAUGACUAUGACUAUGAUAUCCUUGUGUCGCAGUCCUAUAUUUGAUGGUUACGGCCUCUUUAACGAAGGCUUUUGUAUUUUAAAAACAACAAAUGUGUCAUGAUACAUGGUCGUCGUGUAUCACAUCGUGAUUGUGUUACGUGUCAGUGGGUAGCCACACGACAAGGACUAACAACAUCGAGUGAGGAGGAUAUUUUGUACUUGUGUAUUUGUCUGUAUUUUGAACUGAAAACUCAAACACGGGAUAACCGGCAUCCGUCUCUCACACACAUCAGACCUUUAUGCUGAUCGCGUCGGCGUCACUCCCGCGUGAAACGUGCACGGCAGCACAUACAUCCAUAACCUGAAAUAAUGAGAGGAACAUGUGAAUCUGCAUUGCUAAUCAUCUUUGCCUGCUUCCUGUCAGGCGGCUGAGACAUUCCUGAGGCUCGAGCGGCCUUCACACACGUUUAUUUUUACCGACUUCACCUGAAAUCCUACAGCCGAGCUACCUGGAUUUCAGAGAUUACACGACUUGGUUCAACGGGGUGUCUAAAACACAUCAAACUAAUAAUGCCGUUCUCUCUUAUCUCUGUACCGUCAAUGAGAUUUGUGUAAGUGCAGAAAAAACAACACAAAACCAAAAUACACAAAAAAAUUACAAAAAAACUCAGAUUCUGCUGACAGGGUGUUUUGUUAGAAGGUUUUUGGUUUCUAUGUUUUCAGUUUUUAUAUUAACUGUACAGUUCAAUCUUGGGUGAAAGGUGAAACAAAAAAAUAAAAAAUAAAAUAUAUUCUUGGGAUAUUUUCUGGUAUCUGUUGUACCUGUUACUGCUGGUACUGUAUCUGGUAUUCUGGCUCUGUUUAAAUCACAGGAACUAUGUAGUUCUUCACACUGUAGUAUGUUAAAGAGGCAUUCACUUGGUUUUCUCAAUGAUGGCAGCAAAGUUUGUCUUAUUUAAAUGGAUUCUACCACUUUUUGUUCUUCUUGAUAUUAUACUAGUGUAAUAGAAAUUACUUGACAAAAAAUGAUCUGAAAAUAUGUUGAUGCAACAGCAAAUUGAAA